Notodromas monacha is the source of this 276-nucleotide messenger RNA. The record is from the annotation of a GenBank genome assembly. Lineage: Eukaryota; Metazoa; Arthropoda; Ostracoda; Podocopida; Cyprididae.
AUGAAUGGUGAUGCGAGAAGUGUGUGGGAGUGGACAGUCCGCAGUACGUGUGAAAAUGUGCCGCUGAGUGUGUGCGGUCGUCACCCGAUGGACGCGCACGAGAACGUGCGGAUCCUGCCCAAGUUUCACGAAGGCCAGGAAGUGCUGUGCAGGGACAUAAACUCGUCUCUGUUGUACGAUGUUCGCGUGCUGCUCGGCAAGUACCGACGCGGCCGUUUCGAGUACUACAUUCACUACAAGUACUACAUUCACUACAAGUACUGGAAGAAGUCGUGA